Messenger RNA from Nyctereutes procyonoides (raccoon dog), 3609 nucleotides. It is a transcript of the gene GPR68, whose product is annotated as G protein-coupled receptor 68. The record is from RefSeq and is a predicted model, not a curated record. The coding region runs from base 408 to 1490 and encodes 360 amino acids. Gene Ontology annotation, biological process: G protein-coupled receptor signaling pathway; cellular response to pH. Lineage: Eukaryota; Metazoa; Chordata; Mammalia; Carnivora; Canidae. Gene Ontology annotation, cellular component: membrane. The transcript has 2 exons. Gene Ontology annotation, molecular function: G protein-coupled receptor activity.
CAGGCCUCCCGGAGCGGCUUCGGGGAGCCCGGCUGUUGGAGGUUUGAGGGCAGAGCCGGGUGGACAGAGAAGCCGCAGGUCCGUAGGGCUGCGCUCCCUGCCUGCUCCUCCCGGCCGCCCUCCUGGGGUCUGCAGGCUAAGCAGGCGGGGCAUCGUGCCAGCUGUGUUCAGACGGAGGAGCAUGACUCAUGAAUGGGUCGACAAACCCAUUUAGUAGCUAACGAUCCGCGUUUUAGAAAACCUAAUAGCGAUGAUCCGGGUGCCCGGCAAGUAGCAGGGGGCUGGUCACCCACCGCCGAGGAGGCCCAGCCUUUGCCCAGCUCCAGCCACAGCCUCUGAACACGAUGGAGGUCGAGCCCCGGGCCGGUCCCUGAGCCCCUGAGCGGGGAGGCCCCCGAGGCCCGAAGAUGGGGAACUCCACCGCCGAGAACAACUCCCUGUGCACCAUCGACCACACCAUCCACCAGACGCUGGCCCCGGUGGUCUACGUGGCGGUGCUGGUGGUGGGCUUCCCGGCCAACUGCCUGUCGCUCUACUUCGGCUACCUGCAGAUCAAGGCCCGGAACGAGCUGGGCGUGUACCUGUGCAACCUGACGCUGGCCGACCUCUUCUACAUCUGCUCGCUCCCCUUCUGGCUGCAGUACGUGCUGCAGCACGACCACUGGUCGCACGGGGACCUGUCCUGCCAGGUGUGCGGCAUCCUCCUCUACGAGAACAUCUACAUCAGCGUGGGCUUCCUCUGCUGCAUCUCCAUCGAUCGCUACCUGGCCGUGGCGCACCCGUUCCGCUUCCACCAGUUCCGCACCCUCAAGGCGGCCGCGGGCGUGAGCGCGCUCAUCUGGGUCAAGGAGCUGCUGACCAGCGUGUACUUCCUGAUGCACAAGGAGGUGGUGGAGGACGAGGACCGGCACCGCGUCUGCUUCGAGCACUACCCGCUGGAGCCCUGGCAGCGCGGCAUCAACUACUACCGCUUCCUGGUGGGCUUCCUGUUCCCGCUGGGCCUGCUGCUGGCCGCCUACCGCGGCAUCCUGCGCGCCGUGCGCCGCAGCCACGGCACCCAGAAGAGCCGCAAGGACCAGAUCCAGCGGCUGGUGCUCAGCACCGUGGUCAUCUUCCUGGCCUGCUUCCUGCCCUACCACGCGCUGCUGCUCGUGCGCAGCCUCUGGGAGGCCAGCUGCCAGUUCGCCAGGGCCGUCUUCAACGCCUACCACUUCUCCCUGCUUCUCACCAGCUUCAACUGCGUGGCCGACCCCGUGCUCUACUGCUUCGUCAGCGAGUCCACGCACCGGGACCUGGGCCGCCUCCGCGGGGCCUGCCUGGCCUUCCUCAGCUGCGCCGGGCCCGGCCGGGCCGGGGAGGCCUACCCGCUGGGCGCCCCCGACGCCUCCGGGAAGAGCGAUGAGCCCGAGCUGCUGGCCAGGCUCCACUCGACCUUCCAGACCCCGAACUCGCCCGGAGUCGGGGGGUCCCCCGUGGGCGGCUUGGCCUAGCCGGGGGGUGGCCCACCGUCGGGGGCCCCGUGGGGCCUGUGCUGGCACCGCCCGCACCCGCUCGGCCAGGAGCCAGAGCCUCUUUCCGCUGUGGGGGAUGGUGGCCUGGGCCGCGGCGAGACCCCUGGUCCCAGGGAGCCUGCUGCGGCUUGCUGAGCCCGGGGGCGCGGGGUGGGCCCCGUGGGCUCCCGGGUGUUGCUGGGCCUCUGUGGAGGGGAAGACAGUGAACUGUCACCUCCGUGAGGUUCUCCAGGAGAAGCUGGGGAAGGGGUGCGUGUGCAGAGUGAGGACGUGAAGGGUGGGGACCUGGAGAUGGGAGCGGGUACCUGGGUGCGCACCUGCCGGGACCUGCCAGUGCCAUCGUCACAGAUGACGCCUGUGCAGACGCCCUGGAGCUUCCCGAGGACGUGACACAUGUGGCUGUACGGUCGUUAACACGCGGGCCCCAGUCCUCUGUGGAAAGCUGACCGGCGGGGGUGGCAUGGGAAGGGAGGUGGGGAGGCGUUCGGGCCCUGGCACUGCGUGGGGGGGACAGUGCAGGGAGUGACGGGAGAGGAUGUGCCCAGCUCCAGGAGAGAGUUGAGCGGAUCCCCCAGGCCCGGGGACUAAUGGAAGACAGAUCCCGGGGCGCCCUGGGGCUCCCUGGGGCCAUGCCUGUGGGCCUUUUAAACAGCCAGUACUGAAAGCUCAGGGUAGAGGCCUAAAGCCAGCGUGUCUCACGGAGUUCCCAACACACAGUCUAAUGAGUUUUCCGUUUCCAUCUGCCCAGAAGCACUGGACACGGAAGCUGCUGUGUGUGUGCACAUGCGUGUGUGCACGUGAGUGUGUUCACGGUUAAAAUGCCAGGGUCUCCGUGACUGCUGUGUGCCAUGACACUGAGGCGAGGGUUAUGUGCCUGCUGGCAGCAUUGCUCCCCCCCCCACCAGUUCCUGCCUUUGUCCCCUGCCACACACCCUGUGGAGUGUCGAGCCGGUUCAGAGGGGCGCGUGGCAUUCUCUCCGUGUUCUCACAUACAACAAAACAGAACAGAGACACGUUCUCCAGCAUCUCUCAGCCCAGAGGCCUGGGGUUAAGCUCCCCAGUGGUUUAAUAGCCCCUGGGACAAGGAGAGGAGGGGGCCCUGGGCUUGCCCUCCCUCCUUGGUCCUCCAGCGAGGACCAGGAGGUCCUCCCUCCCCUCUGCCAGGGGCCCUCCUCACCACCUGGAGAGUGAGAGUGGGCCCGUGAGGCCACCUGUACCCCAGGGGACUGACUGCCAUCUUUUGUUCUGUCCUGGAAGGUUCAGCGCGGGCUCAUCUCUCCCACAACUUUGUGCCUGACCGCGUUGAGCCUCCACCCUGGUGAACAUACCAAGGACCAGAAGAACUUCCUGUUGCUCCAAGGAUCUGUCCACCUUUGCGGAAAGUGCUAGCCCUUCAGAUUUCCUGGUGGGCGAGCUGGGGCCGGCUCUGACUUCCCUCCGAGUUCUGGGAUUCAAGCCACCCACGCCCAAGGGGCUAGGUGGACUCGAGCCUUGGGAGGGGCCAGGGAUCGGGAGAUACCAGCUGGUGUCCACAGAACAUUUCUGGAAUCUCCUGAAAGGAAGGCCAAGGGGAACAUCUUGAAUCUCUCUUCCCCUCUACCCCCAUCCUUCUCUAAAAGGUAGAGUUAUCCAGAGUCUCUUACUCUCCAAUGAGAAGUACCCAGAGGCUGGAUGUGCCCAGGGAAGCGGCUUUGGCUUUGAGUGGGUAGCCCUAUUCUAGCUCCUUAUGGAGAGCCAACCAUAACCCGAGGAGCUUCUCUUCCCCUUCCUGGAGAAGGAAGUGACCGGAUCUGAAGGUGGCAGAAAUGGCCACUCUGCCAAGGAAAGUCUACCCAGCCCCAGCUCAGAAUCAGAGUGGGGCAAUGGCACUGGUUGAGGCCUCCAUGCCUCCUCACCCCAAAUUUCCCCCUAUUUUGACCUUAAACGUGGGUGUCCCCGUUGGGAUGGACUGGGAUGAGCUGAGGGUGGUUUCUUUUCCUAUCAAGAGUUGUAUUUUUGUAUUGUCCUCUCUUUUAUGCCAAGUAUGUGUGUGUUGGACUGUGCAAUGGAUUUAUGUAGUAAACUUGAGUCUGCAAAUAAAGUAAAGUAACCAGCCACA